This is a messenger RNA of Dermacentor silvarum, 874 nucleotides long. RefSeq lists its product as uncharacterized. Gene Ontology annotation, biological process: positive regulation of DNA-templated transcription. The coding region runs from base 23 to 874 and encodes 283 amino acids. The transcript has 3 exons. The record is from RefSeq and is a predicted model, not a curated record. Gene Ontology annotation, cellular component: nuclear body. NCBI's taxonomy places the organism in Eukaryota, Metazoa, Arthropoda, Arachnida, Ixodida, Ixodidae.
ACAAAACUCACGUGGGGAUGGAAUGCAUUUGUUUUUGUUCCACGGUCGUGCACGGUUGUCUCUCGUCACGCGCAGGUCUCUUCAGUGUUUUGACGUGCUUCUGCACGUGACAGAAAAAAAAAAAAUGCAAAGUCCCAACCACCGCGCCACUUGGACCGACGAGGAGACGGAAGUUUUAAUCAGACUUUGGGAAGAGAACCUCGGCGGUCUUCGCGGCCAGAAAAGGAACGGCAAAAUUUACGAAUCGAUGACAGCCGCGUUGGCGAGAUGCGGGAUCGUGAAAACCAGGGCCCAGGUUCACUCUAAAAUGGAGAAUCUGCGGAGCAAGUACAGAUGCCACACAAAGAAUAGAACCACCGGGUCGGGAGGAGUCCCUUGGCGGUUUUAUUGGAAACUGCACAAGUUCUUGGGCACAUUGCCAGCAAACGAUGCCAGUCUUGCAGUCGAGAGCAGCUGUGGAGAGCUCUCAGUCUCUGAGAUUGUCAGGAGCAUGGAGACGGGCCAGUCGGGCGAGGAAAUGGACCUAUGGACUACGUACGAACUACCAGUGGAAGUUCCAAGCCCACAAACAGUAGAAAUUGAAGAGGGAGCACUGGGCGAUCUCGUUGGCCAGCCACCAGCAACCCAGGCAUGCUCUGACCAGCCUUCCCCAAGCCGCUGUUCCCCUGCCAGAUCAGCAGCAGGGCAAAAAAAAAGAAGCAGGGACAGCGUGCUCGGGGAUGUUGUCCAGGAGCAGAAAUCAUUUCGGAUGAAUUGGCUUGAUUUGAAAACGCAAGAAUUGGAGCUGUAUAAGAAGCAGCUGAAGCUCCAAGAGGAAUCUGGAAAGAGAGACACUCAGCUCAUUGAGGUUCUCAAAGAUUUUUUUUCUAGAUAG